Elaeis guineensis (African oil palm) is the source of this 4291-nucleotide messenger RNA. Lineage: Eukaryota; Viridiplantae; Streptophyta; Magnoliopsida; Arecales; Arecaceae. The record is from RefSeq and is a predicted model, not a curated record.
ACUAAACUAGAAAAGCCUGCGGUGUUCCUUCCCUCUUUACGUCUUUCAGAAACUCCGACCGACUCGACGCAUCUUUGUCUCCCACCGCUUCGCCCAUCCUCCCCGCCCGAAAAUCUCACCCCUAACCACGAUCCCAUUCUUGGAGAAACCCUAGAAUUCCAUCCACCCCGAGGCCAUGUCAUGGGGUUUGGGGUGGAAGCGGCUUUCCGAGACCUUCCAUCUCGCCCUGGACUAUGGCGAAUCCGACGACAAUGCCGAUAACCCCUCCCCCCCUUCUUCCCCACCACCGCCGUCCUCGUUGCCCUCACCGCCUCCUUCCUCCGCGGGAUUGGGAUUCCGGAUCGAUCUCGACUGGUCGGCCGGCGAGGACGAGGACCAGGUCGCUCUCCGCCUCCAAUCCCAGCUCAUGGUCGCCCUCCCCCUGCCGCAGGACACUGUUGUCCUAGAUCUCCAACAGGAUGAGGAGGGAUGGAUCAAAGUGGACAUGAAGGUCGUGAAGCGGCGGGAGCCUUUGAGAUCGGUGAAGAUGACGAAGGUUCUGAAUUCCGGGCAGCAGAGUGAUGGGAUUGGCGUUUUGACGCGGUUGAUCAGGUCAGAUCUGGCAGCUCUGGGGUCCGGGGAAGACUCUCCAAGGCUUGCGGAUCACUGGAAGAGCCUUAAGGUUCUGAACCUGGGUGGCUGUGGCUUGUCGGUCCUUCCAGUAGAGUUAACACGACUGCCACUACUUGAGAGACUAUACCUUGAUAACAAUAAGCUAACACUUUUGCCACCAGAACUUGGUGAAUUGAGAACUCUGAAAGUGUUACGAGUUGAUCAUAACAUGUUGGUUUCUGUCCCUGUUGAGCUUAGGCAGUGUGUUAUGCUGGUAGAGUUAUCACUGGAACAUAACAAACUUGUCCGCCCACUUCUGGAUUUCAGGGCUAUGGCAGAGCUUCGUGUUCUGAGAUUGUUUGGCAAUCCUCUUGAGUUUCUUCCAGAAAUUUUGCCAUUGCACAAUCUUCGACAUUUAUCCCUUGCUAAUAUCAGAAUUGAGGCAACUGAGAAUCUAAAAUCUGUAACCGUGCAAAUUGAGACAGAUAACAGUUCCUAUUUCACUGCAUCUAGACACAAGCUUAGUGCCUUCUUCUCUCUUAUCUUCCGGUUUUCUUCAUGCCAUCAUCCUUUGCUGGCAUCUGCGCUAGCCAAGAUUAUGCAAGAUCAUAGCAAUCAUAUGGCUGUUAGCAAAGAAGAAAAUGCUAUAAGGCAGCUCAUAAGUAUGAUAAGCAGUGACAAUCGCCAUGUGGUUGAACAAGCAUGUUCUGCUCUUUCUUCACUGGCAGCGGAUGUUUCUCUGGCAAUGCAGUUGAUUAAAUCUGAUGUAAUGCAACCUCUUGAAUCAGUUCUGAGAUCAGUUGACCAAGAAGAGUUGAUAUCUGUAUUGCAAGUCGUGGUCACCUUGGCUUUUGCCUCUGAUAGUGUUGCUCAAAAGAUGUUGACCAAAGAUGUACUGAAAUCACUUAAAGCACUGUGUGCACACAAGAACAUAGAGGUGCAACGCCUAUCUUUAUUUGCAGUUGGCAAUUUAGCUUUCUGUUUGGAGAAUCGUCGCACCCUAGCUCAAUCUGAAAGCUUGCGUGAACUUCUUCUACGCCUGACAGUCACACCAGAGCCACGUGUGAACAAGGCUGCUGGACGUGCUUUGGCAAUUCUUGGAGAAAAUGAGAAUUUGCGUCGAGCGGUAAGAGGAAAGCUGGUUGGGAAGCAAGGGCUACGUAUACUAUCAAUGGAUGGGGGUGGAAUGAAGGGUUUGGCAACAGUUCAGAUCCUUAAACAAAUUGAACAAGGAACUGGAAAGCGUAUUCAUGAAAUGUUUGACCUGAUCUGUGGUACAUCCACGGGUGGUAUGCUUGCAGUAGCUCUUGGCAUUAAACAAAUGACCUUAGAUCAAUGUGAAGAAAUAUACAAAAAACUAGGAAAGCUCGUAUUUGCGGAGCCUAUCCCUAAAGAUGAAGCUACUACCUGGAGAGAGAAAUUCGAUCAACUUUACAAAAGUUCAUCACUAAGCUUUAGAGUAGUUGUGCAUGGGUCCAAACACAGUGCAGAUCAAUUUGAAAGGUUACUGAAAGAGAUGUGUGCUGAUGAAGAUGGUGACCUCUUAAUAGAGUCUGCUGUGAAGGGCAUCCCAAAGGUUUUUGUAGUCUCAACCCUGGUCAGCGUUAUGCCAGCUCAACCAUUUCUGUUCCGAAACUAUCAGUAUCCGGCUGGCACCCCAGAGUUCCCUUCAGGAAUGGCUGAGAGUCCUGCAAUUAGUGCAAUUGGAACAUCUGCCCCUGGUGCUCAAAUUGGUAUCCGGCGUAGUGCUUUUAUUGGAAGCUGCAAGCAUCAUAUAUGGCAAGCUAUAAGAGCGUCAUCUGCUGCUCCAUAUUAUCUUGAUGAUUACUCGGAUGAUGUAAAUCGUUGGCAAGAUGGAGCUAUUGUAGCAAACAAUCCAACUAUCUUUGCUAUAAGAGAAGCACAACUUUUAUGGCCUGAUACACAAAUUGAUUGUAUAGUUUCAAUAGGAUGUGGUUCAGUUCCAACCAAGGCUCGUAAAGGUGGUUGGCGUUAUCUAGAUACAGGACAAGUCUUGAUUGAGAGUGCAUGCUCGGUGGAGCGAGCGGAGGAAGCAAUGGACACUUUGAUGCCGAUGCUUCCUCAAAUGCAUUAUUUUCGAUUUAACCCAGUUGAUGAGCGAUGUGGAAUGGAACUAGAUGAGACUGAUCCCGCCAUUUGGCUUAAGCUGGAAGCUUCAACUGAGGAGUACAUUCAGAAAAAUUCUCAGUCUUUCAAGAACCUCUGUGAGCGACUAGUUCCAAGAUACCAUGGUGAAGAAAAAUUAAUGGAGAAAUUGAAGAAUCAUCAAUUUUCUAAAUCAAAACCAUCAAACUCAGGGCUCGAUGAAAACAGCCCUUCAUUAGGCUGGAGGCGCAUGGUACUACUUGUGGAAUCUUCAUACAGUCCUGAUUCUGGAAGGACUAUUCAUCAUGCUCGUUCUCUUGAGACCUUUUGUGCUCGGAAUGGCAUUAGAUUAUCUCUUCUGAAUCGAGCAUCAGGAUUUUCCAAGCCAGCAACUGCAUUUCCUUCACCAUUUACAUCACCAUUGUUUACUGGAAGCUUUCCAUCAAGUCCACUUCUAUAUAGUCCUGAAUUUGGUCCUCAGCGAGCAAAUCGGAUUGAUUUAGUUCCACCACUUAGCCUGGAUGGUCAUGCAAAUGUGAAGGCACCAGGAUCACCACCAACAUCUCCAUUAUUGUCUAGGCAACCCUCUAUACAUGUUCGUGCAUUACACGAUAAAUUACAGAAUUUGCCCCAAGUAGGCAUAAUUCAUCUGGCUCUUCAAAAUGACUCGACAGGUUCAAUAUUAAGUUGGCAGAAUGACGUGUUUGUGGUUGCGGAACCUGGUGAGCUUGCAGAUUUAUUUCUUCAGAGUGUUAAGCUGAGCUUGUCAUCAAUGAUGCGAGGGCAUAACAGAAAAGAUGCUUAUUCACUAACAAAUUUUUCAUCUGUCACUGAUUUGAUUGCACGAUGGCCCUGGUUUCAAGUUGGAGGGAUCGUCCAUCGUUAUAUCGGACGGCAAACACAAGUUGGAGCAUGGAGAGACAGAAUUAUUAUUUGCACUGGAAAGUAUGGACCUGCUAAUAGCCUGGUGAAGGCUUUCCUGGAUUCAGGUGCCAAAGCUGUUGUUUCAUCAUCGCUUGAACCUCCUGAUCCGCAGUCUGUGUUAUUCCAUGGGACAGCUGAAUAUAAUGGUUGGGAGAGUGGAAAAUUUGUUAUUGGGGAUGAAGAGGCUGAGGAUGAAGAGCCAGAGCCAGCCAGUCCUGCGAGUGAUUGGGAAGACAGCGAUGUGGAGAAAGGUAGUGACCACCCCUUGAACCUGACGGAUGACAAUGAAGAGGAACUAUCCCAGUUCGUUUGCCUUUUGUAUGACACAUUGUUCCAAGAAGGAUCAAGAGUAGAUGCUGCUUUGCAGCAUGCACUCCGCUCCUAUCCAAAGUUGAAAUACACUUGCCACCUACAAAACAUACUUUAGUUGUAAUAGAAAACAACAUUAAAACUAUAAAUAAUUCAAUAUAGUAAAAGUAAGAAAAAUAGAGGGUAAAGAGCAAAAUCCAGUUUUGGGCUAUAGAGCAUGUUUCUUUAUAUACCAGAAAAAAGAAAAAUAGGGAUUCCGUAACCAUCCGCACUCUCUUGCAGCAACUGAUACAUUGUGUGUAUUAUAUGAGAUACAAUUUAAUGCAUAAAUGGGGGGUCCUUUGAGACCUUUCUUUUUCUA